AAGUCACUAGACUUAUUAAUUACGGAUUCGCAACACGUGCUGGAUUGAACGUCUCCGGCAAUGCUUGAACGCGAUUUCAGAUAGAAUUGAUUGAUAAAAUUGAUUUAAAACUUUUUCUUGUAAUUACUAAUCUCUUACGAAGAUGAGCGACUCCGAAAUCGAGAAGAAUUUAGAGUACGCCAGUGAUCAAGAUGUUUCCAAGCAUCACACAAAACUUGUCGAUGCUGUAGAACAGCUGGAUAAAGGGCGAAAAGUGAAAAAAGCUGUGAGGAGCGAACCCAGUAUACAAGUUUCGGAGUAUCACUUAGUAAAAUCUGGAGUGACAGAUAAGGAUACUGUGCGUAUAGAAGACUUGGUGAAGUCACUGGGACGGAAGGGAGAUCAAAACAGUAUAAGUAAGAAACUCCGAUAUAUUCAACAGAAGAACAAAGUUCUUCCUAAACCAUUGGAGAAACCCACUGCUGAAAGAAUAAAAAGGACAAUUGGCUAUGACAGUGUCAAAAAGGAGCUGAGCAAAUGGAAUGGUAUAAUUGCUAGGAACAGAACAUCUGAUCGGCUGUCUUUUCCAUUAGAACGUACGGCAAAAGUGAAAAAUUUCAAUUCUUCAAAUAUUCCGGAGUUUCUAAAGGGAUUUAGAACAAAAUCUGAUCUGAAAAAAUUUGAAGAGGUAGAUCCAUCGUUACUAUAUCCUUCGGUCGAAGAAGAGAAAAAGGAUGAUGAACACAAAUCAACAAUGAAAGAAAUUAUUUCAAAGAGGAGGAUAGCUGCCAAACUCAGAGCACAGCAGUCAUACCAAGAGGCAAAGGCGCGUCGCCAACGCAAGAUAAAGAGUAAGAAGUUUCAUCGCAUUCAAAGGAAAGACAAGAUUAAGCAGCAGCUGAAGGAAUUUGAACAAUUGCAAUGUACUAAUCCAGAAGAGGCUUUGGCAAAGUUGGAACAGUUAGAUAAAACUCGCGCGGAAGAGAGAAUGUCAUUAAGACAUAAGAAUACAGGUCAAUGGGCUAAGAAUAAACAGAUCAAAGCUAAAUAUAAUAAAGACAUUCGACAAGAACUUGCCAAUUCAUUGGUCAUUAGCAGAGAAUUGACACAGAAAUUACAGAGAAUAGAUAGUGAUGAUGAUAGUGAAGAAGAAAAGGAAGAAGAAGAAGAAGCUGAGAUAUUGAAGAAGGAGAAUAAUGAAGUGAAGACUGAAUCUGAAAUUGAUGAUUUUAUCAAGAAUUAUCGAAAAUAUUGGGAUGAGAAGAAUCAGAAAGAAGAAGACAAAAAAAUCGAAAUUUCGAAUAAAAUUAUAUCGGAAAAAGAAAAGGUGACACAGAAAAUGAAUCGCAAAGUCAAAAAUGUACAACAAAAAAAUAAUACUUCACAGGAAAAUGCAAGUAAUACAAAGGGCAAUGAUGCAAGUAAUGCAAAAAGCAAAAAUGCAAGUGAUGCGAAGAUUGAAAAUUCAUGUGACACUGUAAUAGCUACAACCGUAUGGCAGAUUGAAGAUUAUAAUAAUGAAACAGUUGAAGAAAGUAAUAAUGAAAGUAAACUGUGUGAUAAGAACAAAUCGAAAAAUAUAGACGAAUUGUUUUACUCCAUGGAGGAAAAGUUAAAGCAUAAAGUCGAUCUAAAGCUGCAAGUGAAAAAGAAAUUUAAGCUAAAGAGUGAUGAGAAAAAGCAGGAGGAAGAGAAGAAGGAGGACGAAGAUGAUUUGUUGAAUCUCGAAUUUGAGAACUCUAAACAAAAACCUAUCUUAGAUUGUCCAUUGGAGGAAACGACCUCUAAAGAAAAUGUCCAGGCGAAUAAGAAUAUGAUGAGUUUGAAAACAAUAGUGAAUACAGAACAGGAAUCGACUAGCAACAACCAUGAGGUGGAAAUAGAUCCAAAGAAAUAUUCAGCUGCGAAACCAGAAUACUUAAAGACACAAAUGCCAGAUGUAGCGAUAGAUGAGGAAGAGAACAGCGAAGAUGAAGAGAAAAUGGAUAAAAUAAUGGACGAGGCAUUUGCGGACGAUGGUGUUGAAGAAUUUAAAAAGGAACAGAAGGAGGAGAUGGAAAAAUCGCAGCCGAAAACCAUCGAUCUGAGUUUGCAUGGAUGGGGCAAUUGGAUGGGGCCGAACAUUAAGAAAAGUAAAAUACGUCGUAAAAAGAAGAAAUUCAUAUUGAACAUGCCUAAGGAAACGCCGCGUAGACCCGAAAACCAGGGAAAAGUAAUUAUAUUCCACGAUGAUGACAAGAAGUUGAGGAAGCAUCAAGUCAGAGAGCUACCGUAUCCAUUCACCAGGGUCAAGGAUUACGAGGCGAACAUCAGGGCACCUAUCAGCAGGACCUUCGUCCCGAUGAACGCUCACUUAAAGAUGAUUCAGCCUACGGUUAACACCAAGCUUGGACAGGUGAUCGAGCCGAUGGACGAAGAUGUGUUGGUGAAGAAACCUAUGUUGAAAAAAACGUUGAAACGACGUAUCGAUAAAAAGAAAGACAAUAGAAAAAAUACUGCAAAGAAUAUUAAAAAGAGACGCAAAUCAAAUGUAACUGCAUAAUAAAAUUAAUUCUAUCGAAUUUCAUUAUUGUACAUAAAACUUUUAAUAAACUAUAUUAGUUACUAA
Messenger RNA from Nylanderia fulva, 2587 nucleotides. RefSeq names its product U3 small nucleolar RNA-associated protein 14 homolog A. The record is from RefSeq and is a predicted model, not a curated record. Lineage: Eukaryota; Metazoa; Arthropoda; Insecta; Hymenoptera; Formicidae. Gene Ontology annotation, cellular component: nucleolus; small-subunit processome. Gene Ontology annotation, biological process: rRNA processing.